GCACUCUCGGGAUGGAGGGCGAGCGCCGGGCAUCUCAGGCGCGUUCUUCGGGCUUCCCGGCCAGGGGCGCCGAUGGAGGAAAGCCGGGCAGCGACUCUCCCUUCCUGGGCAGUAGCAGCGGCUCCUCCGCCCUGCUACAGGCCGAGGUGCUGGAUCUCGACGAGGACGAGGACGACCUGGAGGUGUUCAGUAAGGAUGCUUCCUUGAUGGACAUGAAUUCCUUCAGCCCUAUGAUGCCGACAUCCCCUUUAUCAAUGAUAAAUCAAAUCAAGUUUGAAGAUGAGCCAGAGCUAAAGGAUCUCUUCAUUACUGUUGAUGAACCUGAAAGCCAUGUUACUACAAUUGAAACUUUUAUUACGUAUAGGAUUGUUACUAAGACAACUCGUGGGGAAUUUGACUCCAGUGAAUUUGAAGUUAGGAGGCGUUAUCAAGAUUUCCUUUGGUUGAAGGGAAAACUUGAAGAAGCACAUCCCACUCUGAUUAUUCCACCAUUACCAGAGAAGUUUAUAGUGAAGGGAAUGGUGGAACGAUUUAAUGAUGACUUCAUUGAGACGCGAAGGAAAGCAUUACAUAAGUUUUUGAACCGAAUUGCUGAUCACCCAACUUUAACAUUCAAUGAGGACUUCAAAGUUUUUCUUACUGCACAAGCCUGGGAACUGUCUUCCCAUAAGAAGCAAGGGCCUGGACUGCUCAGCAGGAUGGGACAAACAGUACGAGCCAUGGCUUCCUCCAUGAGGGGCGUUAGGAGCCGCCCCGAGGAAUUCAUGGAAAUGAAUAACUUUAUUGAAAUAUUUAGUCAGAAAAUAAACUUGAUAGAUAAAAUAUCGCAAAGAAUUUACAAGGAAGAAAGGGAAUAUUUUGAUGAAAUGAAAGAAUAUGGCCCCGUCCAUAUUCUGUGGUCAGCAUCGGAAGAGGAUUUGGUUGAUACUCUUAAAGGCAUUGCUAACUGCAUCGAUCAAUGCUGCAAGGCCACUGGAAAGCGGAUGUCUGGACUCUCAGAGGCCGUGCUUCCUGUGAUCCAUGAAUAUGUGCUUUACAGUGAGAUGUUAAUGAAUGUUAUGAAAAGAAGAGACCAAAUACAAGCAGAACUGGAAUCCAAAGUCGAGGCUUUAGACUAUAAAAAGGCAGACUCUGAGCUGCUUACAGAAGAGAUUGGAAAACUUGAAGAUAAAGUGGAAUGUGCAAAUAAUGCCCUGAAAGCAGAUUGGGAAAGAUGGAAACAAAAUAUGCAGAACGAUAUCAAGUCGGCAUUUACAGAUAUGGCUGAGGAGAAUAUCCACUAUUAUGAACAGUGCCUUGCUACGUGGGAGUCAUUCCUGACAUCACAGACCGACCUCCAACUAGAAGAAAACUCUGAAGAUAAGCCUUGACCCUAUUGAGGACUUCGGUUUGAUCUUUGGGGACGGCAUCUAUCAACCAAAGUUAUUUUUCUGCAUCAGCUGUGUGCUUUAUAAAGCGGAUGGGAAAUGUCUCACACUACCUGGGAAAUCAAGACCUUGAGAACUCAGGUAUUCCAGGUCACUGAAACGAAGGUGGAGAUCUGUGUGUCUGUCUUUAUAGAUAUAUAUCUGUAUGGAGAGAUUACUUUUACUUUUAAUUAUGUUCUUAAAGUUGUGUGCCAAUAAUUGCUUACAGAACAAUUUUUCCUUAAAGACUUGACUGCGGAACAUGACAUUUUAAAUAUGUUGCAAAGACUCAGUUUUAAUAAAAAGUUUAAUA
Molecule: messenger RNA, 1719 nt
Organism: Ochotona curzoniae (black-lipped pika)
Lineage: Eukaryota; Metazoa; Chordata; Mammalia; Lagomorpha; Ochotonidae
Gene: SNX7
Product: sorting nexin 7
Exons: 9
Coding region: 12-1370 (452 amino acids)
Molecular function (GO): phosphatidylinositol binding
Source: RefSeq, a predicted model, not a curated record